UACAGACUCAACUUAUUUACUCACUCUCACACACACACACUCCCUCUCACUUCGUGCAUGCAUCAAGUACCUAAUUACUUCAUUUCUACAUCAAAGUAAAGUUGCAAUCGCUUCCAAGGCUUCUUCUAGCUCUUUCCAUUCUUUUCCCAUCACCGUCCCUCUUCAUCCCCUGUCCACCACCUCCACCACCAUCACUAUCACCUACCUCUCUUCCUCCUCCUUAACUUCGUUCCGCCUUUACCUCUGAGCUUUCCCCACUGUUCAUCAUAUUCGCAUCCUUCGCCUGCACAGACCUUUAUUUCACGUUCGCGUUCACCUUCACCUUCACACUCGUCUCGCUCUCACUCGGCGCGCCUCUGAUCACUUGUCGCUAUUAUCUAUACCUCUGUCCUCUUACCACUCUUCCAUCGCGACAAUCCUCUCCCCACCAACUGCGCAUGCGCCAAUCGUACGCCCAAUAUGACUACAUUUGUAGUAUCUAUGUUUUUGCCGGUCACGGUGGACUUCAAUGAGUUGUCAGAGUAUGAGCGCCGCGCAAAUCCAGAACCAGCGGCUGUCGUAGAGGAACUCGAGCAACAAGCCUCGGACACUAAGAGUGUUCGUCCACCAGGGCCUACCAGGCAAGCUAGUUUGUUCCAGCAGACGACCGCUCCAACUCCCCCAAAGACUCCGGCUGUAGAGCAUGUUGACUUCUUUGCCGUCAAUCCCAGUGCUGCGACUCAUUUUGCCAAACCCACUGAUCCGCGCACGUUGGUACGCAGCGACUCCCACGUGCCUGAAUGGGGCAACAAUGGGCCGUACUUCAACCAGCCCAGCUCCAAGGCGCGUCCACCGCCCCCGGACACCAUUCUAGAGUAUGCCAAUUCCAAGGAGCGUACGGACAACGUUCGUAAGGAGAGGUUGUCCCUGCCCCAAAGACACAGCUCUCGAGACCACAGCAGAGAUCCCCGUUGGGUAGCGGACUGGUCUGUGGUUCCAGCCGUGCAAGGCAACGGCGGAUUGACCAACGCCGUCCGAGCCUCCCGUGAUGCUGGCUCUGUGAACGAGGUGCUGAACGUUGGUCUUGUUGGCUUCCCCACCGACGUACUCGGUGACAAGAAGAAAGAAGAGAUUGAGUCCAAGCUUGAGGCAGAGCACGAGUGCCUGACGGUCUUUGUCAGUGACACUGACCUCGACGGCCACUACUCUCACUACUGCAAGACCAUUCUCUGGCCAGUGUUCCAUUAUCAGAUCCCCGAUCACCCCAAGAGCAAGGCUUACGAGGAUCACUCGUAUCAGUUCUACGUCAAUCUGAAUCAGGCUUUUGCCGACAAGGUUGUUGCCAACUACAAGCGCGGCGACACCAUCUGGAUCCAUGAUUAUCAUCUCUGUCUGGUACCCGCGAUGGUUCGCAAGAAGCUGCCCGAUGCCCAAAUUGGCUUCUUCCUUCAUGCUGCCUUUCCCUCGUCCGAAGUGUUCCGUUGCCUCGCCGCUCGCAAGAACUUGCUUGAGGGUAUGCUUGGAGCCAACCUUGUCGCCUUCCAAACCCAUGAGUAUGCGCACCACUUCCUACAGACUUGCAGCCGGAUCUUGUCAGUAGAAGCAACCGAGGAUGGAGUUCAGCUGGAAAAUAACUUCGUUAAUGUUUGGUCGAUCGCGAUAGGCAUCGAUCCCGUUCGCCUAUCCCUCGAGCGUGAUGAGCAGCCAGUGCUGGAGUGGAUCGAAGCAUUGCGCAACCGUUACCCUGGCAAGAAGCUGAUUGUAGCACGAGAUAAGCUGGAUGGCAUUCGGGGUGUGCGCCAAAAGCUACUAGCAUUCGAGUUGUUCCUAAACAAGUAUCCGGAUUGGCGUGACAAGGUCGUUCUGAUUCAAGUUGCAACGCCAACUACCGAGAAUGACGACUUGGCUGCUACGGUCUCUGAGAUUGUGACUCGAAUCGAUGCUGUACACAGCAGCCUGUCGCACAAUCCUCUGGUCUACUUGAGACAGGAUAUCGCCUUCACCCAAUACCUGGCGCUGCUUUCGAUGGCAGACAUUCUGAUGGUCACCAGCCUCCGCGACGGCAUGAAUCUUGGAGUCCAUGAGUUUGCCAUUUGCCAAGAUGGAAAACAUUCUGGCAAGAAGCAUGGCCCAGUAAUCUUGAGUGAAUUCACCGGCAGCGCUGCCUUCUUCGAAGGAGCUGAACUUUCUGUCAACCCCUGGGACUACAAAGGGUGUGCCGAGACCAUCAAGGUCGCGCUAGAUAUGAGCGAUGAAGAGAAGGCCACUCGAUUCGAAAGAAUUCGUAACAAGGUGUUGAAUCACACAGGAGAUUUCUGGUUCACCCAGCUUGCCAAUCAUCUGACGAAAGUCCAUGAUGAGCAUUUUCGCCGCGACACAAUGUCGAUUCCCCGCUUGAGCAAUGUCAAACUCGGUCAAGCAUACCAGAAGUGUGACAAGCGCCUUUUCCUCCUGGAUUAUGAGGGUACCUUGGCUCCUUUCGGCUCCGUCAACAACACCAUCAUAACCAAUCUCGAACGCGCUACGGAAACUCUCAAUGAUCUCCUCCAAGAUAAUAAGAACAUGGUGUACGUCAUGAGCGGUCGCACCAUGAAGGAGCUGCAGAUGGUCUUCGCCCGGGUACCUGGCGUUGGCCUGAUUGCCGAGAAUGGGUGCUAUGUGCGCCCGCUAAACUCGGACGAAUGGAUUGCCUUCGCGGAUGAGGAGAAGGCAAACAAGUGGAAGGAUUCGGUCAAGUCGAUCCUCCAGUACUAUCGCGAGCGUGUUGAGGGUAGUUGGGUGGAAGAGCGCAACUGCUCGCUCAUUUUCCACUAUGAGAACACGCCCGAAACCGAUUCUGCGAAUCGCCAGGCAGGCGACUGCGCAACUCACAUCAACGAUGCAUGUGAGUCACUUCGUGUUCGAGCUGUGCCCACGAAAGACUCGGUCAUCAUUGAGCCCAUGGACUUGAACAAAGCGACGGCGGCUACUCACAUCUUCCAUGAACUUGGAACGGCCAACAGGCCUAACUUCCUGAUGGUGGCUGGAAAUGACCGAGACGACGAAGUCGUCUUCCGAUGGGCUGAGAACCUGAACGAGAAAGGGGUCGUCCCCGAGACCACGACUGUGAGCGUGGGCAACAGGAACACGGUGGCCAUGUCAACCUUGCCACAAGGAACAACUGGACUCCUCAACACGCUCAACAAGCUCGCUCGACUUUGAAUGACUACAUGAGGUAAUGAUACACACACCUUCCCCUUUUCCUUUCUGCCAAACACAUUUGCACGAUGGACCCCCGGCGUUUGAAGGAGCACUAUACCAUCAGGGUUGCAUGCGAUGUAUUAUGACGACAUGAAUGAAGCACUGAAUUAGACAAUGGAAAUGGCAUGGAAAUGGCAUGGACAUGGCAUGGAGACGAUGGAAACGACCAUAUUGCGGUGGUGAUAAGAAGGUUCCCAACAGUGGAACCUCUUCUACCAAAUGCUCCUUGCCGUUUGCACAUGAGUGCGGAACUGUGAUUAGACUACACCUUUCUUCUACUCAAGGCCUUCGAAGGCAAAAUACCUGAUCUG
Molecule: messenger RNA, 3530 nt
Organism: Aaosphaeria arxii CBS 175.79
Lineage: Eukaryota; Fungi; Ascomycota; Dothideomycetes; Pleosporales
Product: glycosyltransferase family 20 protein
Exons: 4
Coding region: 460-3180 (906 amino acids)
Biological process (GO): trehalose biosynthetic process
Cellular component (GO): cytosol; alpha,alpha-trehalose-phosphate synthase complex (UDP-forming)
Molecular function (GO): catalytic activity
Source: RefSeq, a predicted model, not a curated record